AAAAUACCAGAAGGCAAUAAAAUUUCAUGGGACUAGAGAACAUCGAUUUUAUUCGAAAAGCCCACUUUUAGGUGAUUUUGUCGUCUUCUCAGUAUUUCGCAUUUUCCCCCUGAAAAUUCGCUUCAAUAAAAAAAAUAAGAUGAGAUUCGUGAUCUCCGUGCUCUGAGGAAUCAGAAUAUGUAUAAUUUAUUUAAAAAUAAAGAUGUCAUUCAUUUUUGCAUUGCGUGCAACUUACUUAGAUCAUACCAAAAUUACUGGCAUUUCCAGAUAAAACGCCGUUAUUUAUUUCAAGGCAUUUGAUGGAAAUUUCCAGGAUUUAGCGACGUGAACCAACCAGAAAACGACGUGAACCAACACCAAAAGAUAGUUCAUUUAAAGAAAUAAUUAUGUAUGGUGAUUUAUCAACAGCACCACUUGAUCAACUAUCAGCAAUGGUCGAUGAAUUGUUAAUUCCAUUAUUACAAAAUCCAAUAAAUAAUGAAGCAUGGCCAAAAUUUUUUUUCUUCUUCUGCUACAUUUAUGUAUUUUUAAGUAAAACAUUGCUACCUGUUCCAAUGGGUGCUGAUAAAGUAACAGAAGAGAGUCUUGGAAAUGGUCAUUCUGUCGAUACAACAUUAUUACAUGCUAUUGAAUCUGUUGUUAUUGAAUGGUCACAUCAAAUACAAAAUGUUCCGAAAAAAGAUUCAUCACAAGCACUUUUAGAAGAUCAAAAUCCAUUACCAAAAAAUGAAACUGAUUUUUGGAAAGCAAAAUAUGUUAAUCUAUUGAAUAUACAUGAACAGUUAAGUGAGCCACGUGUUAAAAAAAUGGCAGAAUUAUUGAAAAAAACAAAUAGUAGUUAUUAUCCAGCGUCUGAUUCUCUCUUACAAGAUGUCAGCGAUGCAUUAGAAGAAGCAAAAGAAAUUGGUUUAUAUUUAAACCGAAGACAAGCGAUCUCAGAUUUGGAAAAAAUUCAAAAAGAACAUGAACCAUUGAAUAAACUUUAUGCCGAUUCGGUAGCAAAGUCGAAUAAUAUUAAAAAACAAAUUGAAAGUUUAGAAAAACUAAAGCAAUUGAAAUUAGAAGAUCAACAAAAAAAAUUGAUCAUCAAAUAUGAUCGUGGACCUUUACUCUACGGUAAAUCUGAAUUACCCAAACGAGUCGCAGUUUAUGCAGGUAUAACUAUGAUAACUCAACCAUUAACCGCAGGUGAACUCAAUCGACCAUAUGUGGGUGAAACAGAAAGACUUCUUGUUGAUAUCAUGUCUCGUGUAAAAGAUAUUCCGUAUUUAAUUUGUGCAAUGACAAUCGAUGAGAUCGAUGGUCUUGUUCCUAAACGUGAUAAUAAUGCUCAGCAAGGAAAAAUUGAUGGUAUUAGUGUCUUAUUAUCUCAUAUUGAAGGUGUCAAAGAUAUUCCAAACUUAAUUGUUUUCGGUGCAACCAAUCGUCGAAAUAUGAUGGAUGAAGCAUUUCUACGACGAAUGCAAGCGAAAGUAUUUGUUGGUCGACCAUCACCAGCUAUACGAAAUAAUAUGUUUGUAACACCAUUAGUCUGUAAAGAUUCAUGUUGGUGCAGCAGUCAGUGCAUUGAACUAGCUGAUAGUGUUGUUCGAGAAUUUAAUGUUUGGUUUGGUAUAAGUACAUUACCUGAAAUAUGUCGUUUAAAUCCAAGUAUUCUUAAUUCUACUUCACAUGAAGAGAAUUAUUCAUUAGAUUUUGAUAAUCUAAAACCAACUGGACGAAUAUUAAUUGAUUAUAGUGAGAAAAAAUGUUUGAUUGAAAUGCAAAAUGAACCAACAUUAGAAAAAGAUUUAGAGAAAAAUGAAACAUCUCUUUCAUUUUUAUUAGCACGAUUUAUUUAUGGUUGUUCAACAAGAAAUAUUGAUAGAAUUCAAACAAUUGAUUUAAAUUUUCUAAUUAAACAAAAUGCAUUUGAUGAAAAUCAAAUCUUUGAAUUAUUAACAACAACAUUUCUUGAAUGUAAUGAAUAUAAUCGAUCCAUGUUAAUCUUAUAUUGA
Messenger RNA from Didymodactylos carnosus, 1997 nucleotides. The record is from the annotation of a GenBank genome assembly. NCBI's taxonomy places the organism in Eukaryota, Metazoa, Rotifera, Eurotatoria, Philodinida, Philodinidae.